This is a messenger RNA of Fomitiporia mediterranea MF3/22, 2193 nucleotides long. Its product is annotated as ubiquitin-like conjugating enzyme. Gene Ontology annotation, molecular function: Atg12 activating enzyme activity; Atg8 activating enzyme activity. Gene Ontology annotation, biological process: autophagy of mitochondrion; C-terminal protein lipidation; autophagosome assembly. NCBI's taxonomy places the organism in Eukaryota, Fungi, Basidiomycota, Agaricomycetes, Hymenochaetales, Hymenochaetaceae. Bases 13 to 2079 code for a protein of 688 amino acids. The record is from RefSeq and is a predicted model, not a curated record. Gene Ontology annotation, cellular component: phagophore assembly site; cytoplasm. The transcript has 7 exons.
GCUAGUACUGCGAUGACGGCACAUAAGAAUACCAUCGUGCAGUUUACCCCGUUCUCCUCGCUCGUCCAGCCCGAGUUCUGGCAUGAACUUACCCGCCUUAAGGUUGAUGUUCUCCGCCUCGCUGAACACUCACUACCAAUCUCAGCAACUUACGCCGUCGGCCGUUCCAUCACUGACAGAGAAACGGGAAAAGAGGUCGACCUCGGAUGUCAUAUAACCCUCGGUGGAGAUGCGUUUGAUGUCGACGCAAAACCCCUACAGCAUUCCAUUCGCUGCACCGGGACCUUCAAGAACUUCAACACAAUUGAGGACUUUAGGGCUGCAGAUAAAUCUGCACUCUUUAAUCAGGUCGCCGACGAGAUAUGGAACGCAAUCAGGGAUACCGGGGACUCCAGCGUAUUGAAUAGAUUUCUCCUGAUUACCUUCGCGGAUCUUAAGAAGUACAAGUACUACUACUGGUUUGCUUUCCCGGCUCUUGUGGCAAAACCAGCUUGGUCUAUCACUGAACCUGGAUGGCAAUCCGCUUCAGACGUCCUUGGUGUUUCCAUACUCGCGUCAAUCCAUUCUAAGCUGCCGUCCAAUCCUCUUCCAUUCUUCUUGGCUCGGCCUUCAGGAAACGAAUAUGAGACUGCUCCGUUGUCUGAAUUUUCGACUUUCUUCGAAGACAUUCCACCCUCGCAACAGCUCGUUUGCUUUCUCGACCCGUCCGCAAGCCCAGAGCAUCCAGGCUGGCCAUUGCGCAAUGUGCUUGCCCAUCUCCGCGAACGCUUUCUGACCAAAGGUGCCGCAACAGUACGUGUACUUUGCUGGCGAGAUACAGAAAAGCCUCGCGAUGGUGUACCGUCGCGCAGCCGGUUCGGAGUAGUUGAAUGUCCUGCGUCAGAAUCGACGGAAAGACCUAGUGCUGUAGGCUGGGAGAAGAAUACGUCCGGAAAGCUAGGCGCACGCCUCGCGGAUCUUGCACCCAUGCUCGACCCGAGACAACUUGCCGCUCAGGCAGUUGAUCUGAACCUCAAGCUCAUGCGCUGGCGCAUUCUUCCCGCGCUUGACCUCGAGCGCAUAGCGGGAACGCGUUGUCUACUUUUAGGUGCUGGAACAUUAGGAUGCUACGUCGCGCGUGUCCUGCUUGGGUGGGGCGUACGCGAUAUAACUUUCAUCGAUUCCGGAGUUGUCGCAUUCAGCAAUCCUGUACGGCAGCCCCUUUUUGAAUUUGAGGACUGUUUAGAAGGAGGAAAGCCGAAGGCUGCAUGCGCGGCUAACGCGGUUAGACGAAUCUUUCCAGGUGUCAACGCUAAAGGGAUUAUGCUAUCGGUACCUAUGCCCGGCCAUCCUGUUCCACCACAAAGUACCGAGCAAGUACGGCAAGAUAUUGCCCAGCUCGAGACACUUAUUGCGGAACAUGAUGCAACCUUUUUGUUAAUGGACUCGAGAGAGAGCCGAUGGUUGCCGACAGUAAUAGGAAAAGCGAAGGGAAAGAUUGUGCUGAACGCUGCCCUUGGGUUUGAUUCUUAUCUUGUCAUGCGUCAUGGAGCUCGCUCCUCUACAGCUUCAACUGCGACGCCGAAUCUCGGAUGUUAUUACUGCAACGAUGUUGUUGCACCUGCAGACUCUCUGACGGAUCGCACUCUGGAUCAAAUGUGCACUGUGACCCGGCCAGGGUUGGCCGCAAUAGCAUCUGCUUCGGCGGUUGAAUUGCUUGUUUCUGUCUUACAGCAUCCUGCAGGUGUCCAUGCUCCUGCUCCAUCGCCAGAUUACCUCUCAAAGGAUUAUGACGACGAGGCUGCUGAGAAGAGUGGAUUUAAAGGCGUGCUGGGUGUAGUGCCACACCAGUUGCGCGGAUUCCUCGCACAGUUUAGAACCUUACCUAUCGUUGGGGCUGCAUAUGAGAGAUGCACGGGGUGCAGUGAAGCGGUCCUGCAAGCAUAUGAGAAGGAGGGGUUUGACAUGUUUCUGAACGCUUUCAAUGAUACAAAGUACCUGGAGAAGUUAACUGGCUUGGACAAAUUGCAUAUCGAAGGAGAGGCGUUACUGGAAGCCAUGGAAGGUGCAGAAUGGGACGAUGACGAGGGCGAACUGUGAAGACUUGAUUGAUAAUAAAUGAGACAGACGUACAUCCCGCCGUUUGCGGGAGGAGUGGUAUACCCCAGCCGACUAACGAAUCUUGAUGUGUACUAGCGAUAGUGUAUGAUAACG